AUGACUACAGCGCACUCAACUAACCACGAUGCGGGUAGCGCCCCUGCUGCGGCUCCUCCCCAGUCCAUCUUGACCUCUACAUCCUACGACACACCUCUGUCGCAGCAGCAAACACCACCUCACCAUUUGCAACAAACACCUUCGCAGCAGAGCCUUGCGCUUACCCACCAACAGCAGCAACAACAACGGAGUGUCAAGAGGCCGAGGCCAGUCAAAUCAUGUACCGAGUGUCGAAAGCGUAAACUCCGAUGCGAUCGCCUUUGUCCAUGCUCUCAAUGCCAAAAAUCAAAUCGAACUUGCAAGUACGCUGUCGACCAUGAUUCUGCAAAUCUGUCAGAAGGUUCCGAUAGCGAGAUGCCAGAACCGGCCCGGCCAGCUAAACGGAAUUGCAAUACCAACAUAUUCAGCUCGGCUACCCCUCUGCUCAAUAACGAGUCGACAUACGGCCCUAUUCGAAAUGGAGAUGUCACAAGUGCGCCAUCGUUAGAAGAGUUGUCAAUGCGCAUGGAAAGACUCGAAAGACAACUCAUGGCCAGAAGCCCUGCUGUAUCGGAGGGCAGUGGGGGAAGACUCAUCGCCGCGUCUUCUGACACGAUACGAGGGUUGACUGUCAAACAAGGAGCUUUGCGAACACGAUAUCAUGGUCAAAACAGUCCUCGUGUGCUGCUUAACCUGUUCGACGAAGCUAAAGAAUUCAUGGCCAACAACUCCAACAACAGUGCGGUUCGUGAGGUGUUGCUAACGUUCAAGCGAUUUCACAAAGCUCUUAUCGAUGAAUAUCGCAAAUCAUUGUCGCCAAUCACUGUCUUUGUCGAUUCAAUGAUGCCCGUGCAGAAGCGAAUGACAGACAUUCUACCAAAGAAGGCAGUAUGCGACAGGCUGAUCGCCUCAUACGUCGACACUUCUGAAACGAUCUACAGAAUCGUUCAUUUGCCAAUGUUUACCGAGCAGUACAACCUCUUCUGGGAAGGCAAGAUACAAUCAGAGUAUUUCCUUCCCCAGCUGCUCUCACUUUGCUCUAUCGCAUCUCGAUUCGAAACAAAAUCAAAAGGGCUUGGCAACGAGCGGUCUGAAGGCGUGCAUAUUCCAACAGCAUGCGCCCUGGUACGAACGUGGCUGGACAGCCUGAGGGGAAAGCAGUUGGUGGAUUUCGCGGUACUCCAGGUCGAGGUCCUCUUGGUACAUGCGCAGCGAAUGAUUACACCCCGGAUACAGGAUUCGUGGACAUCACUCGGGUCUAUCGUGCGCAUGGCCAUGACGAUGGGUCUUCAUCGUGAUCCCUCCGAAUUUGAACCGCGGGUUCCCAUAUACCUGGGCGAGAUGCGCCGCCGAUUAUGGUUUACUAUUCUUGACAUGGAUCUCCAUAUCUCUCUCGCCAGCAACUUGCCUUGUCUGGUCCGGGAAGGGGAUUUCACUUGCCGCCCGCCCCGUAACCUCGACGAUAAUGAGCUCUACCCAGAUAUGAAGGAGCUACCACCAUCAAAGCCCAUCGAUGUGGUUACCGACAACCAGAUGCAAGUCUAUGCAGCCAUGACGCUCGGGGUCCGGAUGAAGGUGGCACACAUGCUGAACCGAAUUGACACAAUUCGAGAUUAUCAAGAAAUCUUGGAUGUUGGGGCCAAACUCGAGCGCUUCCUAGACGACAUCAACUACAUCUUUCCUAGGCAAGGCAUAUUGAGUGACUCACAAAAGAGUAAGCAAUGGAGAUCGCGAGUCAUCCUCGACAUGCACGUGCGACGCCCGUUGCUAGCACUCUAUCGACCGUUCGCUAUAGGAGCUUCUGACGCCCCAGGACAAAUUUCUCGGGCUUAUCUUAGGUCCUCGAUGGUGAUCAUGAAAUAUUUGGAUGAACUAGAUCCUAUGCUCGCGCACUUCCAAGACAUUGCCGAAAUGUACCAUCAGGUGUUGAAGAAGGAUAUCAUCCAAGCUGCAUUGAGUGUGUGCUUUUACAUCCGGUCAGCUGUGCGUCCGGCUUCCGAUAGCUCAGGGCUUGGCUCGCAGGCUUUGCGCAUGUCUCCUGAUUCCUCUGACGACUUCCCGAUCUACAACCCGGAGAAUCUCGUGCUCUGGUCUCCUUCUCGACUCAUCAGUACGGUGGAGAAGACACUAGACCUUCUGGUUCGCAAUAUUAGUGGCCGAGACACCAAAGAUGUGGUGUGUCUGGCAGUCGUUCUGGAUUGUGUUUCCAGGCCCGAGGUCAAAACAGAAGAGGUUGUGCAAAGUCUCCGUAUUAUACUCGAUCGCUGCUCCAGGGCUACCAACAUGGGUCUUGACAGCGUUCCCAUGGGCCCUGGUGGCGUUGUCGAUGGGUACCAAGGGGAUGCAUACAGACAUCAUGUGCCGUUCAUGUAUCAACGAAACUCGAUCGGGGUACCGGCAGCCCUCAACGACUUUGACAAUUGGAUGUUGUGGGAAGGAUGGGAGUGA
This is a messenger RNA of Fusarium coffeatum, 2427 nucleotides long. RefSeq lists its product as uncharacterized. NCBI's taxonomy places the organism in Eukaryota, Fungi, Ascomycota, Sordariomycetes, Hypocreales, Nectriaceae. The record is from RefSeq and is a predicted model, not a curated record. Gene Ontology annotation, cellular component: nucleus. The transcript is spliced from 2 exons. Gene Ontology annotation, biological process: DNA-templated transcription; regulation of transcription by RNA polymerase II. Gene Ontology annotation, molecular function: DNA-binding transcription activator activity, RNA polymerase II-specific; RNA polymerase II cis-regulatory region sequence-specific DNA binding; zinc ion binding. Bases 1 to 2427 code for a protein of 808 amino acids.